Molecule: messenger RNA, 6813 nt
Organism: Polistes dominula (European paper wasp)
Lineage: Eukaryota; Metazoa; Arthropoda; Insecta; Hymenoptera; Vespidae
Gene: Sec16
Product: endoplasmic reticulum export factor secretory 16
Biological process (GO): Golgi organization
Cellular component (GO): endoplasmic reticulum exit site; ER to Golgi transport vesicle membrane
Source: RefSeq, a predicted model, not a curated record
AUUACUCGUCCAACUACGAUGCGUCUACGGUUCUGCUCACGUGGAAAGUCAACGAGGAAAAUUUGUGACGUGCUUAACCCACAUCCACACGGAUGUAAGGUAUCCGUGAAUAUAUAAAUGUAUGCGUUGUGAUUCCCUUUAUCUGAUUUUCGGUCAAAAACGUAUGUACUAAACUAGUUAACGAAUUGCUUAUUUGUCCCUUAUGCGUGCAGUAUUAUCUUGACAGUUGACCUUUCGUGUUCGUAUAAUGUGUAAACUUGUUUAUGGAAAAAAACACGAAAGACUAUAGCUAGGUGAGUGAACGUCCAAAGGUCCAUGAACGCAAUGGGGCCCCUUUGAGUUUCACCAGCUGGUACACUGUCUCUAUUCGAGACACAUACAAAUUUCGUUAUUACAUGAUCACUUUUUGCAAUCGAAUAACAUAAUUACUGGAAUGUAUCAAUUAAAUCUUUCCAACAAGCAAAGAAGCAACCCUGAAAAUCCGAACCACCCAAAGGAUUAUUUUUCUUCAGGAUUUUCAGAAGAACACUCGCAACAAAUACAUUCAGGUUAUAUUGGUGGUGUUCAAAAUAUUGUUACUCCAGAUAAUAUACUUAUGCCAACUGUAGAUUAUACUAAAUCCAUGGAGAGUUUUCAAUCUGUUGAUGCACAAUCUAUUGCUCCUCAUGAACAUGCAGUUUCAAGCAUGUAUCAGACGAAUGCCAACAAAGCUGCAACUGAUAAUGCACCACCUAAUAUGGUAUAUGAUCAAUGGUAUAACAAUAAUGCUAUACCACCACCAAUUGAAAACUCAUGGUUUUCAAAAGAUAACAUUCGUGGAUCAAAACAAUGGCCUGAACAAAGUGUUGAAAAUUACGAAAACAUUCAACAGCCUUCCGAAUUUGUUAAUUUAGAAGUAGUUAUACCUGCCCUAGAAGAACGUGAUAUAUAUGGAUCUCGAGAUUCUAUAAAUAGGGAAACAUUAGAUAACGAUCCUAAAGUUCUUGCAAAUCUUCAAAAAGAAACAAUUAAUGUACGUGAAUAUAGACAAGAAGUAAAUAAUAUCGAAGUUCCUUCUAUACAACAACACACGCAAGGUCAUCGAUCUUUACAACAGGAACAAGCCUUAAACAAUUAUGAAUUUGCUUCAAACGAUAGAAACACAUUUUUAGAAACAGGAGAAUUAACAGAUUCUCAUACCGAUCAUGAAUUAUCUCCACCGAAUCAGGAUGAUGAAAAUGAUGAAGUUCCAAAUGAUAUUCCUUUUCUACGUGAAGUUCCUGGUCAAUCUAGUUCCAUUGAUCCUAGAAAUGAUAGAAAUGAUCCUGCCGGGCAAGAGCAAUAUAUACAAUCUGGUCAGCGAUUAUCUGACCCAAGAAGAAAUGAUCCUUCUGGACAAGAACAAGGAUUACAAAUUAGAAAUAUAUCUGACAGAUCCGAACGUAGAGAUGUUCCACCUGGUCAGGAAAGAAGUAUAUCUUCUCUUUCUCGAAGUGAAUCGGAUACAUUAGAACGUCAGAAUGAUCCUUCUGGUAGAGAACGUUCUUUACCUCCACAACAAUCUAGAAAUGAUCCAUCAGGGGAAGAGAGAUAUCAAGUACAAUCUCAAAUAAUGCUAGAAUCGAGUGAAAUACGUGAAAUACCUGGAAGAGGCAACGAACUCGAGGAUGUUGCUCAACAAUCGGAUGGAGGACUUAGACAAAUUCCAGGAGGUGCAUCUCCUAAUGAAACCAUUCAAUCUUCGGAUGAUAGAUCUACAGGAAGAGUAGUUACAGGAUCUCAAGAAGUUCCUUUAUCUAUUCCCUCUGUUUCGGACCAACCGAGUGAUUCUAGAAAUAAACGAGAAGAAGCAGUUGGAGCAUCUGAAGGAGGUAAUCAAAGUGUUCAAGUACAAUCUAUACGUAAAGAUUCUUAUGAAAAUGAAGAUGAUGAAGGAUCUGGUAACAGUAGAGAAGAUAGUAGAGAAAGACACAGAGAUACAAGUCCUGAUCGUAGACGUUAUGAUUAUGAAAGAAAGAAUACAUAUUACGAUCGUGAACGUGAAUAUGAUGAUGAUUAUUAUUACGAUCGUCGACGCGGUGUAGAUAAUGAAAGACCGUACAAUGAUUUCGAACGUCGAGACCUUUCUUAUAGAGAUGACGAUCGUAAGCAUCAUAGUCGUGAUGAUUUAGAUCGUCAUCCAAGAGAUGAAAUAGAAAGAAGAAACAGAGUUAAAGAUGAGCCAGAUGAUGGGAGAAGAAGACAAGAUGAUCCACGUAGAAGAGAUAGGGGUGAUGAUCCACGUAGAAGGGACAGAGAAACUAGAGAUUAUGAUUUGAGGUAUGCUAGGGAUGCUAGGGAUAGAGAAUACCCUGGUCGUGAAAGAAGAAGGGACGACAGACGACCUAGAAGAUACGAUGAUUACGAUAUUAGAGAUCCGUAUAGAAGAGAAUAUUAUGAAGAUCCUUAUAGCAGAAGUUCUAGACCUUCUAGCAGAUCUUCUUACAACGACAGAGAUAGGGAAUAUUACAUGCGUUCUAGAGAUCCUUACUAUGCUUACAAUGGAUAUGGUGGAUACGACUAUAGUACUCAUUAUGGUAACAAUUAUUACGCAUAUCUUGAGAAUUUACGUCGUACCAAUCCAGCUGCUUAUACAGAAUGGUAUCACAAAUAUUAUGCUAGCCAGCAUCAACAACAAAUAUCUAGAGGUGUUAGUAAUUAUCCAGAAGAUAGGGCUAGUGUACAUUCAGGACGCAGUUCUUGUGAGGAACGUGCAUGCUUCCAUUCACCAAACAAAGCUCUAUACGUUUCAUAUUUUGGUUAUCCUGAAUGGGGGAAGAAUUUUCCACAGAGAAGAACUUCUAGUCACAGUUUGAAUAGAACCACUGGAGAUAAACGAACCUUAGCUCAUAUGUCACAGUUUGAAGACUCAACAACAACAUCUGCACGACUAACACCAACAAAAUUUUCAACUUGCCAUGUAUAUGGAUCUUUUUCUGUCGGAUCAAUAAUACAUGUUCAACCUAGUUAUCCAGCUGAUGGUGAAAGAGCUAAAGUGGAUAUUAUACGUGUGGAAAAUCUACUUUUUCAUGAUCCUGUUGCACGUGAUUUACGUGCCUAUCCGGGACCUCUAAUUAAGCAAGUAGGAGUAACGCACAAAAAAACCAUAAUUAAAUACUGCGAAAAUAAAAUUAAAACAGCAAUAGCGAACGAUGAUAUGAUUGAUCGCGCUUCUUAUAUACUUUUAUAUGAAUUAAUGAUUAUGCUAAUCCAACAAAACGGCAAUGUUGUCGGUGUUGAUAUAGCAGCACUUUUACUUAGAAAUAAAGAUGCUUAUCCUUAUGAUGUAAAUAAACCAAAAUUGCAAGAUACAGGAAGAAGAGAGUCUGUGAUGUCACAGCGAUCUGGAACAAGUGCAAAUGGAAAUAAUGGAGAUAAUCUAUUAACUACUGAAAAAGUAGAAAAUGUCAAACAACAGAAAACUGUAGAACAAAUGACAGAUGAAUUUAGAAAUACACUUCUUUAUGGAUUAGUUCAAGAAGCAUUAGAAUAUGCUAUGAAUGAAGGAUUAUGGGGACAUGCACUUUUUUUAGCUAGCAAAUUGGAUAAGCGUACUCAUGCAUCUGUAAUGACACAAUUUGCAAAUAGUCUAUCACCUUCUGAUCCAUUACAAACUUUAUAUCAGUUGCACUCAGGUCGCAUACCAACCAUUGUAACAAGUGUAGCAGAUCCACGAUGGGACGACUGGAGGCCUCACUUAGCUAUGAUUAUUUCAAAUACAUCUGCUAAUCCUGAAAUUAAUCGACGAUCAAUAACAACACUUGGAGAUACUCUUUUUGCAAGAGGAGAUAUCUAUGCUGCUCAUUUUUGUUACAUUCUGGCACAAGUUGAUUUUAGCCCAUAUGGAGUAAAUUCAGCAAAACUUGUUCUAAUAGGCUCUAAUCAUCACAAACCAUAUUCCGAAUUUAUGACAACAGAAGCUGUUAUGUUAACAGAAAUUUAUGAAUACGCUCGUAAUCUUAGCGAACCUGGAUUUACUUCGGUAGAUCUUCAAACUUUUAAAUUUGAUUUGGCAGUCAAAAUGGUUGACUAUGGCUUGAUAGAAAAAGCAUUACUUUAUAUAGAACAAAUUGCAGUUAAUAUUGUUAAUGAACCGUCAAAAUAUAAAAGGUCUUUUAUUAUGUCAGUUUAUGCAUUGGGUGAUAAAAUUAAAUAUCAUGAUCCUGUAUGCAAAGAUUCUACUGAAGAUGCUACUAAUCUUAUUUGGUUAAAUAAUUUAGCACAGAUUGUGAAUAAAUAUCAGAUAGGAGAAAUAGUCGAAAGUAAUACAUAUGAGUCACAAGUAAACGAAGAUUUACAGAGUCCAGAAAUCCAUGAUAAUAAAUUACAAACACAGCAACAACAAAUACAACAACAGUGGGGACCUAAUCAAACUGAGUACAGAGAUAGACCAACGUCUGGUAUGAAUACUAAAGUGCAGUCAGACUGGGAACCAUUAUCAUUACCAUCAACUAUACAGCAAGAUACAUACGAUCAAUCUACACAAUACAUGCGUAAUAAUGAAAAUAAUCAAUAUCAACAACCUCAGCAACAAGAUUAUUGGAAUCAACAACAAACAUAUUAUCAAAAUAACUUUGGUAGAAAUGAUGGUGCAGUUAGUUGGCAGCAACAGUCUACUCAAGCUCAGUACGCUGACGAUCAGCCUGACAUGGAUAAUUCUCAACAACAAGAAAACUGGAACUAUGAGACGGAAAGAGAAGAAAAAACAUCUACUCCUGAACAAAUGCAACCAGCAAUUUCUAUGACACCUUCCUCGGGUAAACAAUAUGAUCCAUUAGAGGAGUUAGAUGCAUUAGAAACACCAAAACAAGGUGCUAAAUCUACUACAGAAACUAAGAAGACAUCUGAUAAAAAUAAUGAAAAGAAACAAACUAAUGGAGGUAGUUCAUGGUUUGGAGGUCUUUUCAGUAAAUUAGCCCCGAAACCACGUAAUCAAAUGAUACUACCAGAUGAUAGUAAUCCUACGAUUGUUUGGGAUCCUGUUGCAAAAAGAUGGAUAAAUAAAGAUGAAGAUGCAGAUACCAGUACAACAUCAUUGCCUCCACCACCAAAAGCAACUGACAUGGGUUUUAGACCACCAUCAAUUGAACAAGUUAAUACACCUAAAUCUGCAGCCUUGCAACAAAAUAAACUAACUCAAGAGGCAAAGAAUAUGAAUGAUUCUAAAGUACAGACUAACUACAAUAUGUUCAAACUACAGAAGGGAAGAAAUAUGCGUGCUAAUUAUGUAGAUGUAAUGAAUCGAAAUGGUGGAAAAAGUAGUACAACAUCAUCGAGUGUACCAACGCCUGCAACAUCUCCAUUUGUACCUAUGGCUGUAUCAUCUCCUCAAUUAUUCAUUCCUGCACCAGUAAAUGAUCCAAAUGCACCCGUUGACUUUUUAACACCAACUCCAGCACCAAGUAUACCUGCUACUCACCCCACUGAAAAUGUAAAUCAAGGACUCUCUCGAUGGAGCUCAACCAGCUCAUUAUCGCGAGAGGUGCAGAGCUACACAAUGAGGGAUCCGCGCCUUCUUCAAAGGAAUAAGGACCAAUGAACAAACCCGAUAAUAUCAAGGAUCGUGUAAUGAAGAAUGUGCAACAUAAUUGGAUAUCCAUGAUAAGUUCGAUUACUUAUUCUUAUCGAAAUAAUUGUUAAUUAAAAGAAUUUCUUGUGUUUCAUACAAGUUGGAUUUAUUAUAUAAAGUGUAUAUUAUUGGUGUACGGCUGGUUGAAACUCUGUCAACAUAUUAUAGAUUUUUAACUUAGAUUUCGAAACGAAUCCAUUUUUACUAGCAUAAUGAUAUAAUCAGGAAUUAUGAAAUUUUAUUAUAGAUAGAAAAUUUAGACAAAAUUUCAGAAUUAUUAUUAUAAGUCUAGUUAUAUAUUAGUAAAAUACAACACAACAACAACAACAACAAAAAUAAGCAAUUACUUUUAAUUUUAGAAUUGAAACAUUCUGACUAUUAAUAAGCCAUGCAAUUAUCUUCUUCACAUUAAAGGGAAUAUAUUAUUCUGUUUAAAAAUAUCUUUUUAUAAUAUUCCCUCGCGUAGAAAAUUACUUUAUACUUGAAUGAAAACAUAAAUACAAUACUUUUUACUUUCCAAUUGGUAAUGCAUUGAUGGUUUAACUCUUAAAUAUUCUAAAUAUAUUUUUGAAAUGCUAUUUUUCUGUCAAAUAAUAUCGCUCUCUUUAAAAUGAAUAGAUAUUAUCAUUGAAAUCACUAUGGUACUUUUGUCAUCUUGUUAAUAUGCUGCAAUAUUAAUUAUAUACAAUUAUUUUUUGUUUUAAUUUCAAACAAUUAAUUAAUUAAUUAAUUAAAUGCAAUCUAUAAAUAUUAAAUAUUCCUCAGAAUGCAAAUGCUUGCAAAGGACUACUCAUUUAUUUAAAAACAAAUUAUUGCAAUUAUUAAUGAAAUUUUUUUUUUUUUUACAAUUAUAUAUAAUUUAUAUGAAAUAUAAAUAAUUGGUCCUUUGUGAAAACUAUGUAAUAAAUAAUGAAAAUACUACUGAGUUUAUAACAUAGUGAUUAUACAAAUCUAUGAUUAUUAAAAAAUGGCCUUGGUAUGUACUACAAUUCCAAGUCUGAUUUUAUAUGCUGGCAAAACUACAAGAAUGAAAAGGGUAAACUGAAGGGUGUUAAAACAAACAGAAAUGUUAUGAAUUUUGUCUAUUAAUGUGUAAGGAUGAAUAAGUAUUGUUAAUAAUAGAUAAAUUAUUAAGAUAUUGAUACACCAAUGUAAUGUAACUGCCAUCCUAUAAGAUUGUAAAGGAGAGGAAAAAGGCAUAGUAUAAUAUAGUUUUAAUGGCGGAA